GCUCUAGCUCUAGGUGGCAGAGAUGAGUGUGUCUGCACGAGACAGAGCCGUGACCUCGAAUCAGGACGAGGUAUAUAAUCAAUUCGGCACUCGAUCGUCGCCGGGACGAGGACAGACGAUUUCGGGAGGACUUGAUAAGGGCGGGGAUGAACAACAUGAAAUUGAGAAGCUUGGAGUGGUAAGAGCCUCGCGCGAUGGCACACGACGUCAAUUUGGACGACGAGGGUCUGAGCCUGAGGCUCGUGUACCUGGCGGCGUGGACCGCCGCCGGGAAUGGCCGAAGAAGCCAAUCGAAUUUUGGAGUAAUCUCUAGUCGAGUCCGGCCUUCGCCUCAAGAAACAAUUUUGAUUUGUGAAUCGUUUCACGUGCCUUCCAACCAUGUUCAAACGUCUGCAACAUGGACACACGUUUGAACAUGGGUAGUCGCCAUGUUCUAUCGGGGAAUGGUUUCCUUCCUGAGUUGAGUGUUUCCAAAUCUAAUCUACUGCGGAGACAGCCAUUUUCCUCAGCGGAUCCUCAGCACCGAGAGUAUAUUCUAUGUAGACACAGGAGAUAUUCUAAUCUGGUGCUGGAUCAACGAAAAGUUGGUGAAAUUGAUCGGUUGGGUGUACUUUGUUGAGCUAAUCUGUUGUUUAUGCAAAUCUGGAUUGCUUCUAGAUAGCCUCAAGAGAAGAAAUAUCACAAUUAUUUGGAUUGUAUUAUAGAUGGCUUCUGUCUCUAAUACAUCUUUGGAUCGAGGAUUAAAUCCAUCGGAGAAUUUCAAGACCAGAUUUACAAGGUUUGUUACAGGUCCUUGCCACCGAUUCUUCUGAUUCUUGCUAGCCAUGUGAUUCCUCAGCGAGUCGCACGGCCAUCACUGAUUCUAGUUCAAGCUUCUUUUCGAGACGACUUGAGGCCGACGAAAGUUCAUGCCCAAUCUGUGGACAAACCUAGCUUACUGUGGAAC
Molecule: messenger RNA, 946 nt
Organism: Marchantia polymorpha subsp. ruderalis
Lineage: Eukaryota; Viridiplantae; Streptophyta; Marchantiopsida; Marchantiales; Marchantiaceae
Source: the annotation of a GenBank genome assembly